Molecule: messenger RNA, 918 nt
Organism: Chondrus crispus (carragheen)
Lineage: Eukaryota; Rhodophyta; Florideophyceae; Gigartinales; Gigartinaceae
Exons: 1
Coding region: 1-918 (305 amino acids)
Source: RefSeq, a predicted model, not a curated record
AUGAAGUACCGUCUGGGCUACGAAGCCGUAAUAACUAUCCAGCGCGCGCGCUUGCACCCCGCCGACCUUCACGCCUCCUCCGAUACGCCGGUCACGACCAACCCGUACGUGCACCUGGGCGUGAUGGUUCCGAAGGGGAACAAAGACGUGACCGUGCCGACGAACUGCGCGACGCGCGUGCUCAACUGCACCAACGACCCCGUCUGGAACCAGACCUUCUGCCUUCCCGUCAUGCCCAACUCGGACGUCCUCGUGCUGCAGGUCUUUGACCACCGCUCCUCGCAGCUCGCAGUCCGGCUCAACCAGGUCCCGGGCGCCGCCGCCGCGCAGAGGACGCAGCUGUUUGCGAGGCUGUCCGAGAGCUUUAACGAGGAUGCCCGAACCUCGGAGUCCUCCAUUCCCACGAUUUAUGGCCAGGAGGAGACCGAGAAGGUCCCGUCUGGUGUCCUCAUUGGGCUGUGUUUGCUACCGGUGGCACGAAUCCCGCCGAAUGCAACCAUCUCCAGACAUGCAAUGGAGAUAUUCCCGAGCCCGACAGAGCCGAGCGUCGGGCGGCUGUAUAUAGCCACCAAGAUAGAGAAGAAGCAGACACCGAUGUUGACGAAAGAGGAUAUUUCCGAUCCUGCUAUUAUCGGACAAUUUCACUCGACGAGGCUGCUUGCAUCGGAGUCUCGGUUUUUGGGGAUUGGCGAGCUGGCGGCUUUCUUGUUCGAGGAAGGGUACUCGACGUCGCCGACGGAGAACUGGGAUCGCGCCGUCACUAUGCUAGCGCAGCAGUUGGCCUUUAGGAUGUAUCAGAUCAAGUCAUCGGACAAGGAGGAUACUGAACACUAUUUAGAGAGCCUCAAGGAUGAAGAGAACCUCGAGAAGGCGAAGAGACGGGUGGAAAAGGAGGGAGGGUUGUGGGAUGGUUUGUGA